Molecule: messenger RNA, 10317 nt
Organism: Anopheles marshallii
Lineage: Eukaryota; Metazoa; Arthropoda; Insecta; Diptera; Culicidae
Product: F-actin-monooxygenase Mical-like
Exons: 8
Coding region: 1-10317 (3438 amino acids)
Molecular function (GO): protein binding
Source: RefSeq, a predicted model, not a curated record
AUGAGUGAGGAAUUCAUCGUUGACCAUGAGCGGGCCGCAAUGGCGACAGAAAUGUUUCUACAUUUCUGUGCCGCAACCACAAUGAAACAGAUCCGGGGCCUAUACUGGAACAUGCUGGACACUAUCGGCCUUCGGCCGGGCCCGUUGAACGAGUUUUACCCGAAGCUGAAGUCGACGAUUCGUGACUGGCGUGCGCAGGCACUGUUCAAGAAGUUCGAUGCCCGCGCCGCCCAGAAGGUGUACAGCAAGGGCAAGGCCGCCAGCAACACACGCGUCCUGAUCGUCGGCGCGGGCCCGUGCGGUUUGCGUACGGCGAUCGACGCUCAGCUUCUCGGUGCCAAAGUGGUUGUGGUGGAAAAGCGUGACAGAAUUAGCCGUAACAACGUUCUGCAUCUGUGGCCAUUCAUCAUACACGAUCUAAAAGCGCUCGGUGCGAAAAAGUUCUACGGCAAAUUUUGUGCCGGUUCGAUCGAUCACAUCUCGAUACGGCAGCUGCAGUGCAUACUGCUGAAGGUGGCCUUGCUGCUCGGCGUGGAAAUGCACGAGGGCGUCUCGUUCGUGAAGGAGAUCGAACCGGGUGACGGGUACGGGUGGCGCGCAUCGGUUUCACCGGAGGAUCACGCCGUGUCGCACUACGAGUUCGAUGUGCUGAUCGGUGCCGAUGGCAAGCGCAACACGCUCGAGGGAUUCCAGCGCAAAGAGUUUCGCGGCAAGCUGGCCAUCGCCAUCACGGCCAACUUCAUCAACAAGCGCACGGAAGCGGAAGCGAUGGUGGAGGAGAUUAGCGGCGUAGCAUUCAUCUUCGAUCAGCCAUUCUUCAAGGCACUGUACGAAAAAACUGGUUGCGAUUUGGAGAACAUCGUCUACUAUAAGGACGAUACGCAUUAUUUUGUGAUGACGGCCAAAAAGCAUAGCUUGCUACACCGGGGUGUGAUCAUAAAGGAUUUGAGCGAUCCGGCCGAACUGCUCGCACCGUCCAACGUCGACAAACCGAAGCUGUACGAGUACGCACGGGAUGCAGCCAACUUCGCCACCAAGUACCAGAUGCCGAACUUGGAAUUUGCCGUCAACCAUUACGGUACACCGGACGUGGCCGUGUUUGACUUCACCUCCAUCUUUGCCGCACACAACUCGUGCAAGGUGACGGUGCGCAAGAACUAUCGGCUGCUGUCCUGCCUGGUGGGCGACAGCCUGCUGGAACCAUUCUGGCCAACCGGUUCGGGAUGUGCACGAGGUUUUCUGUCCAGCAUGGAUGCAGCGUACGCGAUCAAACUGUUCGCCAACCCAAAGAACAGCCUGCUGGCGACGAUCGCCCAGCGGGAAUCAGUGUACCGUUUGCUGGGGCAGACGACGCCGGAAAAUCUGAACCGCGCCUUCGGUGCCUACACGCUGGACCCCUCGACACGCUACCAAAACCUCAACAAAUCAUCGGUACAGAUUGCCCAGGUCAAGCAUCUAUUGGACACGGACGAUCUGGUGCUGUUGGAGCAAACGUUCUUCGAUAGUAAUGCCAUCGCUUCCAGCGUUACGCCCGCUACCGAACUGCCAAUCAAGCGCAAGCGACGAACGGUCGAUGUGGUACCGCUCGGUGCCACGCUGUUGCGUUGGCUCAAGUCGCAACUGAAGGAUAACGGGUUUGUGCAGGAAUUGAACGAGCCAGGGGAAUGUUUCACUAACGGAAAGGUGCUAUGUACGCUCAUCCAUCGCUACCGGCCUGAUUUGGUUAAUUUAGAGGAGUUGACCGACUUCAGUGCCGAUGUGUGCAAUGAACAUGCGUUCAAUAUUUUCGAAAAUCAAUUGGGCAUACCACGCGUAAUGUCUGGCCAAGAGUCAGUAACGUUAUCGGGCGUGGAUCCAAAGGUGUGGCUUAACUAUCUCGAACAGAUAUGUGACGUGUUCCGUGGUGAGAUACCGCACGUGAAGCACAUCAAGCUGGAUUACGCCGAGUUCAAGCAGAAGCAGGAAUCCAAUGUCGAUGCCUGGGCGAAGUUGGGACGUAUGGCCGCGGUCCAACGUAUGGCAGCGAUCGCUAGCGGUGUCCGGCCGCCCGAUGGCGAUCCCGGCACGAAAGAUAUCGUCCCGGUGGCAACAUCGUCCGCUACGUUUGCGUCGCGUGGGAACGCGAAGAACUACUACCAUCCGAACGCGGAGGAGGAACGGUACAAGCGGGGCCACGGUGGGGUUGCCUCGCCACAGAACGAUACGAUGCGCCGUAUGCGCAAACGCCGUAGCAACGAGAAGUCCGGCAAUAUCGAGGAGCGGACACGGCGACUGCAGGAAAUAGAGGCGAAUCGGCUCGACCGUCAGUCGAAGCGCCGGGAACAGCGCGCCCAGCAAACGCACAACUUCUAUAAGAGCAUCCACAUGCUGCAGGCAAACACGUUGCUACGCGAAAGCGAUAGCCCGGGUGCGUUCGAAGAUUAUUCGCUCUACCUGUACCGCCAGUCGGCACCGGAAUUUAACGAUCGUGUCCGCGAGCUCGAGUUGAAGCUGCGCUAUCCCGAUCGUGAUCGGGGUCUAGCAGCAGCAUAUCCACGCGGAUUAAACGAUGGCGAUCAGUUCAGCGACCGUGUCCGGUCGAUGGAGCAACGGAUCGAUGGCAAAGCGUUGCCGGUGGUGGAAAAGAAACCGAAGGAUUUACUGCGUGCAAUCGGCAAGAUCGACAGCAGCGACUGGAACGUGAAGGAAAUCGAGCGCAAGAUCGAACAGUCCAAGAAGACGACCGAUAUCGGCAAAAGCCGCGAACGGGUGCCGAACUGGAACCGGGAGCAGUUUCUGGCCCGCCAGAAUCGCUUGAUGCAGCCGCAGGACGACGAGAAGUACAAGGAGAUCGACAGCUCACUGAAGGCGAUCGACAAACAGCUGAAGGAGGGCCACAAUCUGGAUCUGGGUGAGCGGGGCAAAAAUAAGGUCGCUCUGAUUGCUGGCCAGUUGCAAACUUCUAAACAAGCCCAAGCGAAACAUCAACAGCAGCAGCAGCAGCAGCAGCAGCAACAACAACACCAACAGGUACAGCAGGCUCAAAAGUCGAACCAAAAAGCGCUGGUCUUGACGGCAAGCGGUGUAGCUGAGAAGUGUCAUUUCUGCAAGCAGCGUGUCUAUUUGAUGGAAAAAAUUUCCGCAGAAGGAUUAACGCUGCACCGUUCCUGUCUGAAGUGUCAUCACUGCCAUACGAUUCUACGCCUCGGUUCGUACGCGUUUGAUCGGGAUGAUCCCGAGGGACGGUUCUACUGCACGCAGCAUUUCAAGCUGCCGGCAAAAUCACUCAAACCAGCCUCGCGCAAAUCGCAAAACAAGCCGCGCAUCUCAGGCCCUAUUAUUGGACGUGUAUACGAUGCAAGCGAUGCGGGCGUUCGGGUCGGUACAAUCGGUACGAUUACAGCCACCCCAGAGCAGGGUUCGUCCACGGUGGACUAUCUCGCGCGCAACCGAACGCCCGAUAAUGAUGAUUCGGACGGUGAGGCGAAUAUGGAGGUGAUCGAUGAGAACGAAUGGACCGACCGUAACUUUGGCACCGAAUCAGAACUCUCCGAGGCGGAGCUGUCCAGCUCGGACGAAUCGGACACGGACAGCGAGUCGGAUUAUGAAGAAACGGCAGGUUCACCACUGGGCGCACAAACGCUGCAGCUUGCUUCGGAAUGGAUCAGCGACAAACGGUUCUCGAACAUGGUCGAUAGUGAUGCCGAUUUCUACAGCUACUCCAGCGAAGAUGAUGAUGCUGAAUCACAAACGGAGGGUGAAGAGUUGGCUCGUGCUCGCGAGAUGCGCCGACAGGAAGUGAAACUGAUGCCACCACCCACACUUCCAACCGAUACCGAAACUGAGGUCGCCACCGUACAGAAAGUUUGCGAGAGUAAAUUCAGUGAGGUGCCGAACGCGGGGUCGGCCCCUUCGGUGACGCACAAAGCGCCGGAAGAGAGCGUCGAGGAUCGUGCGAUUAAGGAGCGCAUGCUUAAGAAGCUGAGCGUGCGCGAACAGUGGCUGCACGCGCAAAGUUCCUCUCCUGACCAUGGUGAAUCGAAAUUAGCGGCAACAGAGGCAGCAACAACCGGUGGUAGUGAUGCGGGCAAAGUCAAAAGUACCUCCUUCUUCGGUGGGCUCAUGAACAGCUUAUCUACACUCAUCAAACCGAAAUCACAGAACUCACCACCAGCAAGCACACCAUCCCCACCUCCACAAAAAGUGUCUCAACCGGUGUCACAUACGCUUGUAUCACAAUCGCCAUCACUUUCAUUGCCUGUCGCAACACAAUCGACUUCGGGAUGUACUUUCACAGCAGGAUCUACACCACCAACCACUGCAAACACCGGUGCAGGUCACUACCAAGCUGCUAUUCCACCGUCUCCAAAACCAUCGUUGAAGGGUGAUAAGAUCGUACCACCGUCGCCGGUGGGAUCGGUAAAGCAUUCAAAAACCAUACCAUCAUCACCGACGCCGUCGCUUAAAAAGCAUCGCAAACAUGUGAAAUCAGAUGCCUCACCGUCGCGCAACAGUGAGCGGGAAUUCGAACGGCUGGUACAGGACUCUACCAGUCAGCUGUCUUCCUCCCCUCACAGCCAACGUUCCGGGUCAGUUCUGAGCACUGCCAGCCGGUCUAGCCGGCAGCGUGCGACACCGACCAAGGACUCGCGUGAUGAUGCCGAUGAAUUUCUACGCCAGAUCAAGCAGGAACAGCUAGAAGCAGAAAAGCGUUCCAAAAAGCAAGAAGCGAAAAAGUUCAAAAGUAACAUGCAAUCGAUACGAUCCGCCGUUGACGGAGGACCCAAAGUGGUUGGAGUUAAAAGCGAACAGGAUGUGGCGAAGUUCUUUGCGGAAAAUCAAAAAGCUCAGGCAACUAAGAAACCUAAACAGCUUCCGAACAAGGACGUAACAGCGUUGCAAGCGAAUAGUUUGGCUCGUUAUUUCCCGGGUAGCUCUGGUGCAAAGACUAGCACCACCGGUACACCGUCGUCGGUGUCGAGUGUGGAAGGUUCACCCGCCUUAGGUCGCAAGAAACCGAGCGAGGUGGACCUUCUGAAGUAUUUCGGACCAGCCGGUAAUGGCAAGUCGAAUACAUCCUCAACGCCACCGUCGUCGGUAGUGUCGCCGGUUAUUUCACGCAAGAGCAGUAUUGAAUCACCGGGACCAAUACGCAAAACGAUUACCAGCGCCACUUUAGCGCCAAAGCCACCCGUUGUACCUUUGCCGCCGAAGAAAAACAUUCUUGCGUUUCAGCCGAUCAGAAAAUCGAAAACCGAAGUCACUAUACAGGCGACAGAGCCGAAAAAGAAUGUUCUCGCUUUCCAACCAAAGGCACCACAACCCAAAGCGAAUACAACACCGAAACCCUCCGGGUCACCAAAAAUGGAGGUGAAGAAAAUCAGUCCUUUGUCCACAAGUUCCAAGGCGACGCCACUUGUCGAUCCAGAUGAGCAACUGUUUGAAGAUCUUCUGCAAGAUGUAAACGAUGAGCUGGUUGAAACGUUUGAUACGAUAGUGGAAGAGUCAAGAUCGAACAAAUCGAGUCCAAAAGAGACGAGAAAGAAUAAAGCACCGGCUACUGCAACACGCAAGCAAUCUCCAAAGAAAUCCAAGAAACAAACUGGAGGUGCCUCUUCUACGGAGGUAAAAGCCACCACCGUUACGGGACAGAGUGUGCCAAAAAUGACCAUCAAAAGGCCACCGUUUAAGAUAACGAUGCCAGUCAAGAUGCAGGAAACGCUCGAGGAAAUUUAUCUUGCCAGCCUGUCUAAGCUAGAUACACGUUCAUCCUCACUGAUUGAUCUUACCAACCUCACAACAUCGACGGAGACGGUGGAAGCAUCUGGUAGUAACAUUGUACCAACACAGUUAGGUAAAGUUUUGGAAGAGCCUGAACGAGAGACGCGUCAAAAGUCAAGUUCGCCAUUGGCGGCGAACUCCUUUUCCGCGGCCUCCCGUAACGGCGACAGUGUUGAACUUACUUUGCAGCCCUUUCAGGCCCCCCAGCAACAACAGAAGCAGCAAACGUCGAAAGCACCAGCGAACCGGCAAGCGAAAGAUGCGAAAGCGAUGCCGAUACCGCCAGCGAAGACCACGAGGAAGGAGAACAGCACGUCGACGAUCCCAACAACAGCGAAACCGGCAACAACGACGACGCUGGAAGCGAAGUCGGUGAAUGGUCCAUUGGAACUGGCAGCAGCAAAUCCGAAGGGUGGCAGCCCGGUGAGCUUGGCAGCGAAUCAAGCCACUCCGCCAUCGGUUGGAACGCCAGCAGCUUCGAGGAAAGUUAUUUCUAGUGUGCAGAUUUCGUUAAAACAGUCGGCACCAGCUAUUCCACAGGAAUCGAACACUAAACAGCGCGAUAGUACAUUGAGCACUGAUUCGAUGAAGGUAGCUGCUACGAAACUUCCCGUCUCGAUGCAGACGAAACAAAUACAGCAUGAUAUUAAGCAAGAUCCAACGCAUAAAAAUGUCACAUCGAGUUCGAUUGCGAAGAAGAUUGAACCGACAUCUUCGCCACCUGUUGUUAAAUCUGCUUUCACGGCCGUGUCUAAGGAUCCAUUGUCCCAGAAAUCUAUCUCCAUGUUAGAGUUGCACCGUACGCCAACAGUGAAGAAACAGGAAGAGAAGUUAGAUACAUCCACCACUAUUUGCAAUGGUUUUGCUACACCCAUCGCAAAGAGAAAACAACAGCCAGCAGUAGAUAAAAAGGCUAACAAACCAGUACCGAACAAGCAAGACUCUUCUCCCGAUGUAAAGCAUCAGAAGUCCGAGGAAAAGGAUGGAAAUAAACCAACUAAACCGCAAGCCCAAUGUACACCAUCACCGCAAGAAUUGAACAAGUGUGUGGAAAAUGUCUCGGACAAGAAUUCUAACGAUGGAAAAGGUGUCCCGCCUUCAACUACACAAACGCCACAUGCUCGUUCUCGUACACUAUCAUCUGACGAACAGUGCUUUGAGGAACUUCGCAAAAAGCAUGAAGCUCUUUUUGCAAACCAGCAAAAGGAACAACCACAGGAAGUCGUAAAGCCUCCUACACAGGGAGCUGCUAUCGCAACGACGCCAAAAACGCUCUCGGAUGUGCGAAACUCGCUUAUAGCUGCACAACCGGUCGCCAGCGUAACAACCACAUUGGAAAUGGACGAGCGUAUUGAUCCCCACUAUCGGGAGGGUAUUAAUCAACUGAUGAUGGAGCUGAUGCCAGGUGUUGCGCUAGAUACGGAUGUACCAAUACCAAAGCAGCGCCAAAAAUCCUCCUUCCAGAAAGAGCUUCAAAAGCUUCAGCGAGCGAAUUCCAACGCUGUGUGUGGUCCGUCAGCCGAACCGCCGAAACCUUCGCCAACUAAUGACACCGAAUAUAAGAUGGAAGUGAUCCGGACGGCAAACACUGCAAAGUCAAUCGGUUCGGAAAAACGGCAAGGAAGUGAAGAAAAAAUGCAAAUACGCCUUGAGCGCUCAACGCAAAUUAAGGAACAGUAUGCGAAACCAACAAAUGUAUUGCCAUCCUCUGUUCCAUCCAAUGCUGCUAUUACCAAUGCCAAAAAGCAAACCUUCGUUAUGCCAAACGUACCUUUGGAUAUUGAUAAACAUCGGGGUAUUCUAAGUCGAGAUACGGUGCCAAGUAAGAAACAAGAGAUUAAAGACUUUGAUGAUUUGUUGGAAAAAAUUGAUGAUGAAACCGCUGCGACAGUAGAUAUUGAUUUAGACGAGUUGCUAUCCGACGCAGAUGAAGUACCGAAAAAGAAUGUCAUUAGUUCUGCACUUGGUGAAACUAAGAUUCCAGACAGAAAAACAGAAGUGUCUAGAGCGGAUAAACAGGGUCAAGUUAAGAUGGAAUCGAAAACGUAUGGAGGAACAAGCAGUAAACGUAUGGAGGCUCCUGCUUCGUCUAAACCGGUAGACAAUGUCAAUACGAAGAGUAGUGUAAAUACCAGCUCAAACCGUCUGUCGGAAGCAAAGUUGAACGAAACUAUCUCACAGUUAACGGAAAAAAUGAAUCAAGCACGUAAACCCGGUAAACCAACUUCAUCUCAAGCAGAGCGAAGCACUGAAUCGGAACACUCAAAGGAUAUGUUUACGAGCCUGUUCAACAGUACCGAUGCGUCCCAAACUGAUUUGGACUUGUUCGAGGAACUGUGCAAGAAGGAGGAUCCAGAACCGAAGCGAAAUCGAUCCGAUUUAGUGGACAGUUCUACCAUCGCACGAUCAUCAGGAUCGCCUACUGCUGCCAUAAUGCCCGACGUGAUCAGCUCCACGAAAAAGUCUUCCAUCGAGGAACCGAAGGCGAUGAAGAUUCUCGAAUGUAUAGACACACUUAAGCAAGGUGCUAAUGCCUGGAUGAAAGUGGACAAUGUUAUUCCAACCAUAGUACCACUGGUAGUGCCACCUCAAGAGAUACAGGUGUACACACUCCAUACAUCGCAGGAAGAGGAGAAAGACACUCAGCCCCAACCUUCAACGCAGGGUAUGUCGGGCGAUUAUGCACACAUCCUGAAGGACAUAACGUCCGGACUGGUAGGAGCAGAUUUUGCAGCACCGGUUGUGUAUGAGCCGCCUGUACGCGAGGAACCAACGCCACGAAAGGAACGCCACGAUUUUCAGGCAUACAAACAACUGCUGGAAGAAAAAUCGUCCCGCGAGGAACCGAUCCCGAUGACUAGUGGCGUUACAGCGGUGGUUGAACCACAGCCACAGCGUCCUCUUCGGCGCCAGAAGAAGUUCGACCGUACCGACACUGCUUCGCCAGUCCGUGCGUUCGACAACUCCAUCUGUAUUGAUCCUUGGCGUGCACGAAAAUCGGCCAGCAUCGAGAACAUUGCGAUCGAGCAGGUGUUUGUGAAGCAGAACGAUGCGGUAGUGGACACGUUCUUUGUUGUACCGGAAACCAGACAGCAGUCCGCACAACGCUCGUCUAAAUUACGCCGUUCGAAAUCGUACGACCGUCUUGCGGUACCGAUGAGUGGCCAAAGACGCGGUUCUAUGAAACAGAAACAAUCGCUCGAAGAAUUGCGCGACUUUGGAUACGAUGUGGAGCCAUCAGCACGGUCACGCCAUUUGGUUGAUCCACGACUCCGGCACAUUGAGCUCGACCUCGGUUCGGAUGAGGAGCUUGCGAGUCUCCGCGACCAUCCCGCAAGACGCUGGCAGACUGGUGCUAGUAAAUUCCGCAAGAACAAGUCUAUGACGGACGUGGCGUCUGGGCGUUCCGCACGUGGUAGAGAUACCCGGGCAGUAGAGCCACCUAAGGUGGACAUCGAUCGUGAGUCACCAAGACCUCGCACGACCGACUUCUCCAAAUGGGAAGCCAUUCUCGAUAGAGGGGUCACGUAUUACGAGGGUGGAGCGAAACCGAAACCGGAUAUUAAAAGCUUGGAAAAGCGAAUCGAAGACUUGGACGUGCGUCGUGCUCGUCCGUUGCGUAGGAAAGCGAUCCCGAAAGACUACGAUCCGGACGAGUACGUGCCACGGAUCAAUCGCCGAGGAGCUGAUCUGUACGAAUAUCCCGAUCCAACUCUUCCACGUGACUACGAUCCGGAAGAGUACGUGCCAAAGCCGGCUCGUGCGCAUGCCCUUCCAUCGCCUCCGGGUCAGCCUCUGCCACGGUCAUAUGAUCCGGAUGAGUACAUCCCAAAAGCCAACAGACGGGAACCACCCUGUUACGAAGUCCCGGUUGCGAUACAGCGUACCCCAGCGAAAUACUAUAAGGACGCAUACUACCCGUCGGAUGAGAUGCCGGUCCAUUAUGCGGGACCUUCAGUGCCUCUAGGUCGAUCCAAGACAGCCACACACGUGCCAACAACAAGUGUAGCAGCGCCAAUCACUACCGCUGCAGGCAGAGGAGGAUACGAACGUGAACCUCCGUCGCGUGAUAUUGCACGCUCGCAAUAUUCCCGCCGAUACGAUGCAGAGGAUCGUCACAUCGUCGAUCGUAGCCAUAGGCUGCACGAGAAGACGAACAAAUUCAUACGCACCCAGCUGACGCGGAAUGAUCCGAACCCUUAUAUACGCGAAAUGAUCGAGAAUGAUAGCGACGACGAUUACCACUAUCCCACGACUAGUGGAGCAGCCGGUUAUCACCAUCAACGACCUGCACUGAGCAGCACCUCAAGCAGUAUGGCGUAUGGAACUGGAUCGACGUACGGUAGUUCUGGGGCAGCCGCUAUGAGUCGUAUCCAGACUAAGGCCAUCACACAACCGUCGCGCAUGCUCCAGUACAGUGGUCGCAAAGAAUAUCCGACGACCUCGACCAUAUCUGGCACCGGUAGCCGAUCAGGUGCCGGCACCUACGACCAUCGUCGCCGUGGUGGUGGUGGAGUUGAUCCAUCGCGUACACGCGAGAACUGCAAUAUUUCGUAA